Messenger RNA from Linum tenue, 2544 nucleotides. NCBI's taxonomy places the organism in Eukaryota, Viridiplantae, Streptophyta, Magnoliopsida, Malpighiales, Linaceae. The record is from the annotation of a GenBank genome assembly.
UUCACUCAUUGAUUUGAUUGGGUCUUCUCUUCUUCGCAUCCCUUUGUCCUCUCCAUCGGGACUCCAACAAUCGUCCACGUCUUCUUUCGUCGGCUCUCUCCCACACUGCCUGGCAUUUCCCUUCUGAUCUCCACUCGAACUCUUUCCCACCGCCAUGGAAAUCGAUCCUCCCCUCCCCAACGGCAACUCUCCAGCCGCCGCACCCCUCCCCGUCCAUCCUGCUUCUACCGUCACCACCCCCGCGCCGCCGUCGAACCUGGCGCAACUGACAGAAUCCUUGAAGCUUGAGCACCAGUUUGCCCGCGUCCCCUUCGAGCACUACAAGAAGACGAUCCGCGCUAAUCACCGCGCUGUCGAGAAGGAAAUCUCUUCCGUCGUCUCCGGCGUUAAUGAAGCCGCCGGUUCCGAUUUGACCAAGGACGACGCCGUCGAGCACCUCACCUCCCUCGUCUCCAGAUUGCAGGGACUCAAGAGAAAGCUGGAAGAAGGUAGUCGUACCGAGAACCUGCAAGCACAAAGGUGUCGAGCUCGUCUUGACCAUUUAGAAUCAGCAGAUGCUGAGAAUUUGACCGAAUGGAGCAACACGCGUCUGAAGCGAAUUCUUGUAGACUAUAUGUUGCGAAUGUCUUACUAUGACACUGCAACGAAGCUAGCUGAAAGCAGCAACAUUCAGGAUCUGGUUGAUAUUGAUGUAUUCCAAGAAGCGAAAAGGGUUAUUGAUGCUCUCCAGAAUAAAGAAGUGGCUCCUGCUUUAGCUUGGUGCGCUGAAAACAAGUCACGGUUGAAGAAGUCCAAGAGCAAAUUCGAGUUCCUGUUGAGACUUCAAGAGUUCAUAGAAUUUGUGAGAUCCGAUAAUCACAUGCGUGCCAUUGCAUAUGCUCGGAAAUAUCUUUCUCCAUGGGGAGCUACCCACAUGAAAGAGUUGCAGAGGGUCAUGGCCACUCUGGCUUUCAAGAGUGGUACUGUAUGUGCUGCAUAUAAGGUUCUUUUCGAGCCGAAGCAAUGGGACUAUCUGGUGGACCAAUUUAAACAGGAAUUCAGCAAAUUAUAUGGGAUGACUGUUGAACCACUGCUGAAUAUUUACCUACAGGCAGGGCUAUCUGCCCUGAAGACCCCGUAUCCACUUACUGCCAGUCAUUUAACUGCUUACUGUUUUCAAAAUAUAUCGUUUUUCCAUUACCUGUCAUUAUUGUUACCGGAUUUCCGAACCUUUUUUUGCACAAAGCAGAUUUCCACACAGAACGGCUGGAGAUAUUGCUAUGAUGAUGACUGCCCGAAAGAGGAUCCACUAUCGCAAGAGACCUUCCGCAAGUUAGCAUUGCCAUUACCCUACUCUAAGCAGCACCACUCAAAGCUCGUCUGCUACAUAACUAAAGAGCUCAUGGACACUGAGAACCCACCACAAGUCUUGCCCAAUGGCUAUGUCUACAGCACUAAGGCACUUGAAGAGAUGGCCAAGAAGAACUACGGUAAGGUGACCUGUCCAAGAACAGGACUGGUUUGCAAUUACUCAGAUGUGGUGAAAGCAUACAUUUCAUAAAUCAUGGAGAUCUACAGAAUCCCUUGAUCUUGUAAGAGUGCUUAACGACUUCCCAGUGAGAUUAUGUGAAUAUUAGUGCUGGGCCAUAAAACUUGCUGGACAACCUACUUCCCUGGGUAACUCCUCUUGUUCCUUUGCCUUACGAUUGGCGAUUGUCUCUGGAUACAUUACAUUGUAAAUAUUGCAUGUAUUGCUCAAAAGAAACCGAGUUUAUCUUCGAUCAGAAUAACCAAAAUCCAGAAUGGGAUUGAGGAGUAGUUAUCCCCCUUUUUCUGUUUCCUCUUCCUGAACAUUGUAGAUAUUGUUGUCCAGCCAGGUGAUGGAAUGUACUUCAACUUAAUAUAUCAUUUUGUUCUCUACAUCGGAUGCACUAGAUGCAACGAUGCGAGUCUGCGGUUUUGCAGUACAGCUUAGGAACUAAGCCAAAAUAAUGUACUAGCGGCAAUGAACUGAAUUUCUUCGAAAUUCGACGAUUAUGUGUUUACUAGGUACAACGAUAUCCUGAUUUCCAACCCGAGAACAUGAUUGUUAGGAAAUUUGUGAAAUCUGCAAAUCACUUUUCGUCAGGUACUAAGGUUAAUCAGGGAGUCGCACAAACUACAUUGGAUCUAUAAUUACUACUAACAAUAUUGGCAUCCACCCCCCAAGAUUCUUUGCAUUCUCCUGUAACUAGAUUUCCCGUUGUGAUCUCCCAGCCCCUAGGGCGCAGGCCGAUACUGAGCCGCCGUCCUAAGGAUGCAGGCAGAUUGUUAUCCACCAUGUGAACUACAUGUUUUAGAAAUGUAUCCGGAGAAUUUGUUUGUGGCAAGUGCUAGUUUCAACUUUCAAGUGUUGUAAGUAGGACGAUCCACCAUCUUCGCUACACCUUUGGACAACUUUUCACAAUAAUUCUCAAGCCACGCUGAAGCAGAUUUGAGAACGCGGAGCUCACCAGUGUGGAGGUCCAUUGCCAUUUGCCUUCGAAAUGAGUGUCUUCCAGAUGCAGAGACGACAAAACUCCGAGG